Molecule: messenger RNA, 1528 nt
Organism: Mercenaria mercenaria
Lineage: Eukaryota; Metazoa; Mollusca; Bivalvia; Venerida; Veneridae
Product: testis-specific serine/threonine-protein kinase 3-like
Exons: 1
Coding region: 412-1266 (284 amino acids)
Biological process (GO): protein phosphorylation; microtubule cytoskeleton organization; intracellular signal transduction
Cellular component (GO): cytoplasm
Molecular function (GO): tau-protein kinase activity; ATP binding; protein serine/threonine kinase activity
Source: RefSeq, a predicted model, not a curated record
AGUUUGUUUAUCUCCUAAGUUUCACAAAUAUUUAAGACAACUGGACGUAAAAUGAACAUGUGGCAUUGAUUUUUAGAGCUUCGUUAUGCAUGACGUCACAAUAAUUAACCUUUGACACGCUAUUGUCUUAGAUGCGCAUCAACGCGAAUCAAUAGAAACAAUUAACUCAUCAUGCAAUCCGAGAAUAAAUUGGAAUUUCUUCGUGAAUUAUUAAAAAGGAUGGGUAUGUAGGCAAAGAAAAAUAAAUAGUUACUGCCGCUAUAUCUGAGAUUUCUUCAGACGAGGUGACAAAUUAAAGGAGUAUCAUUGAAUGCAGUCAUCAGUAUGUGAAAGAGAAACUAAGACUGGAAUGAAAAAAGUUUUGGAUGUUUUGAAGCUGAAAAUAUUACUUUGCAUAGAAUUUUUUGCGGAAUGGAGCGUACGACGCCCAAAAAGUUCAUGCGGAUUGCUGACACACUGGCAGCCAAAGGCUAUCGAGUUGGACAUCAACUAGGUGAAGGAACUUAUUCAAAAGUCCGAACUGUCGAAAGAGUUGCAGACCGCAAGAUGUGUGCUGUAAAAAUUAUUGAUCGACAAAAAGCGAGGAAAGAUUAUUUGGCAAAAUUUUUGCCAAGAGAAUUAGAAAUUAUCAAGAGAUUAAAACAUAAAAAUGUCAUUCAAACAUUUUUGUGUAUAGAAACAAAGGAGUUUAUAUUUCAAAUAAUGCAGUAUGCGGAAAAGGGUGAUGUUCUUCAGCUGAUCCACAGCCAUGGAUUCAUUCACGAGCUAAAAGCGAAAACCAUUUUUCACGAUGUCGCAAAUGGAUUGAAAUAUUUACAUAGCUUAAAUAUUGCUCACAGGGAUCUAAAGUGUGAAAACAUUUUAAUAUUCAAAAACAAUGUUGCUGCGGUGACUGAUUUUGGGUUUGCUCGUGCGUUCGAUAUAGAUUCAAGCGAUAUGAUGUGUCGGACAUUUUGCGGAAGUACUGCGUACGCAUCACCGGAACUGCUUCGCGGAAUUCCAUAUGAUCCAAAAGGGAAUGAUAUCUGGGGAAUGGGUGUCAUUUUAUUUACAAUGCUGUGUGGAAGUAUGCCUUUUAAUGACACAAACGUGACCAGGCUUGUUCAACAGCAGUUGUCACGUGACAUAAAAUUUCCUCCAAGAGUGAACAGUAGAGUCAGCGAAGUUUGCAAAAAGUUCGUGUUCGACAUUCUUGACCCUGGCAUUACGAAAAGGCCGACUAUUGAUACACUUAUAUCAUCUGACUGGCUCAGAGAUUCUUCCUAGAAAAUGUACUCGUUCAAGAAAGAGGAAUAAGAUAACAAUUAUCCUGCCCUCAUUAAAUGAAAUUAUAAUGACGAGACAAUAAAGGCAUAGAUAAUAAAUAUUCGUCAGCAUGGAACUUUUUUUUCUUCAUUUCGACAAUACAUUUGUAUUCGUCCUCUUCUUUUUCUAUUAUAACUGGACUACGAUAGGGUCAUUGCCAGAUUUGUUUGAAUAUGCAGAAAAUAAACGCGCUAUUAUGUACCAGUGUGAUAAAAUAGGGUUA